AUGGUGGCCACCUGCCUGCACCUGGCCGGAUUUGUCUGCAGUUUUAUAGGGUGGAUCGGGGUGGUUGUGGCAACGGCCACCAACGACUGGGUGGUGACUUGUGGCUACACCAUUACCACCUGCAGGAAAAUGGAUGAGCUGGGGUCCAAGGGGCUGUGGGCAGACUGCGUCAUGGCGACAGGUCUCUAUCACUGCAAGCCUCUCGUGGACAUCCUCAUCCUGCCAGGUACGUGUGCCCCGUCCUCCCCCUUCCCACCCGGAGGUGAGGAGCGAAGCCUUGCUCCGAGCAGUGCCGGUCCUGCUGCCGGAGGAACUGAUGGCGAAGCUCCUUCAACUUCAUCAGCGCAGGAGAUAGCCUGUUAA
Messenger RNA from Pelecanus crispus (Dalmatian pelican), 363 nucleotides. NCBI's taxonomy places the organism in Eukaryota, Metazoa, Chordata, Aves, Pelecaniformes, Pelecanidae. The record is from RefSeq and is a predicted model, not a curated record.